Messenger RNA from Blumeria graminis f. sp. triticale, 339 nucleotides. Lineage: Eukaryota; Fungi; Ascomycota; Leotiomycetes; Helotiales; Erysiphaceae. The record is from the annotation of a GenBank genome assembly.
AUGGCACUUGCCGCGUAUAGGCAGCUCCUCAGAUCGAUCCGCAUCGCAUUUCAAGAUGAUAUAACCCUUCUACAAGCCUCACGAAUGAAGGCUCGUGCUGAGUUUGAUGAAAAAAUCAACCUAUCGAUAGCCUCUCCCUUGUAUUCGACCGCAAUAACGCAUGCACUCGAUGUUUCUCGCGUCCUACGGGAAAAUGUUGUGCAAGGUCGCAGACUUAAAAACGAUGCAGAAGAUCAAACUGCGAGAUAUAAACUACGCAUUCACAAGUACACAGAACGCGGUGACAAUGACAGUGUUAAGCUUACCUGUGGUCAAAUAAAACCUAAAGAUGAGAGUUAG